This is a messenger RNA of Sceloporus undulatus (fence lizard), 4118 nucleotides long. It is a transcript of the gene STC2, whose product is annotated as stanniocalcin 2. Bases 187 to 1119 code for a protein of 310 amino acids. The transcript is spliced from 4 exons. Gene Ontology annotation, cellular component: extracellular region. Gene Ontology annotation, molecular function: hormone activity. The record is from RefSeq and is a predicted model, not a curated record. Gene Ontology annotation, biological process: intracellular calcium ion homeostasis. NCBI's taxonomy places the organism in Eukaryota, Metazoa, Chordata, Lepidosauria, Squamata, Phrynosomatidae.
GGGAGCUCCGGGGAUAUUAGAGGCGCGCGCUGCUCCCGGGCCAGGACCACUCUCGCUCUCUCUCUCUGCGCGGGAGUCCAAGCGGCGCCAAGGACUUUGCUCGCUCUCUCGCCCGGGAUCCCUUGCCCUGCUGCCUUCCUUCUGCUUCUCAGUCCGGGAGUGGCGGCGGACCAAGUCAGCGGGAGCAUGUCUGCCCAGGAGGGGGCCGGGAAGCCGCUGCUCCUCUGCCUGGCCUUGCUCCUGGCCGGCCUGGACCGGGCCCUGGGCACCGAGGCCACCCACCCGCCCGAAGGGGCCCAGGACCUCCGCGGCGGCGGCGGCGGCGGCGGAGCCCAGCAGAAAGGACGCCUCUCCUUGCAGAACACAGCUGAAAUCCAGCACUGCCUGGUCAAUGCCGGCGACGUGGGGUGCGGUGUUUUUGAGUGCUUUGAAAACAACUCCUGUGAGAUUCGAGGCUUGCAUGAGAUCUGUAUGAUGUUCCUCCACAAUGCUGGAAAAUUUGAUGCCCAGGGAAAAUCUUUCAUUAAGGAUGCUCUGAGAUGCAAGGCACACGCCUUACGCCACAAGUUCAGCUGCAUCAGUCGCAAGUGCCCAGCCAUCAAGGAGAUGGUAUUCCAGCUGCAGCGUGAAUGCUACCAGAAGCACGACCUCUGCUCUGCGGCCAAAGAGAAUGUUCAAGUCAUAGUGGAGAUGAUUCACUUCAAAGAUCUACUCCAGCAUGAACCAUAUGUUGACAUGGUGAAUAUCUUGCUCACUUGUGGAGAGGAGGUUAAAGAGGCCAUCACACGGAGUGUCCAGGCCCAAUGUGAACAGAAUUGGGGGAGUCUGUGUUCUAUCCUGAGCUUCUGUACUUCAGUCCCACAUGGAGAUUCCCUUUUGGAGCCUGAGAAGAAGCCCAAUGAAGUCUCCAGCAGAUCCUCCAUUAGCCAAAGGGACAUGGUGGUCCACUCUGAAUCUGACACCAGAGAGAGCUCCCGAAACACCAGGGGGGAAAGAGGUAGCAGACAUCCAACAAAUGCCCACACUCGCACUAAAGCUGGGAACCACAAUCCCAAAAUGGUUCAUGGCAUCAUUGAACAGGCAGAGGAACUGUCUGACUUCUCCGACAUCCGAAGGUGAAAGCAGGAUACAGCCCUUCCUUCCUCCCCUACCAGAAACUUCCUUCAUUGAGUUCACCUUCUUAUCUAGGGGCAUUCCAGAAUAUUUACAAUAUCAAGGGGUUGGUGUCAGGCAAAGGGCAUUGUGGGAUAUGUGGCAGUGACAGUGUAUGUAUUAUACGUAACAGAGGAAAAGCAAUGGCUUUUGGUUAUUGAUUGUAUCCAGCAAACUCUGUGUGCAGGUGCAACAAAAUAUCUUCAUUUAAAUAUUUGCAUCUCUGAAAAAGGUAAAGUAGGAAUUAGAAGCCAAUUUGGGUUGUUUUUGUUCCUUUUUCAGGUGUAGGUUGAUCCAAAUUUCCAUUCUCAGGCUUGGCAUUUAGACUAGGUUCAGUGUUUAAUCUCUAGGCAGAAAAUAAUGUGGUUUCCACUCUUUCAGAGGCAAUAAGGACUCAAAAUGGUCUGCUGUGACUUUUGUAAGCAUACAGGAAACAUUGUAGUUACAAACUAAAACAGUUUCUGUGAAUCAUUAUCCUGUUUAGAUGACACCAUCUGCCUUAAGUGGUCUUGGUUUGAAUGGCCCACUGUUGACUUCUUCUCCCUCUUGUUCCAGCAUCCUUGGAAAGCUGGCUGGCUUACAGACCAAUUUCAGGAAAAGAUACUUGGUUUUUUUAGUGAGCCCACUAUCAUGCCAACCUUUUUUUUCCAAUACAUUUUCAGAUUCUACAAAGCUACCUGAUUGAAAUAGAUUCCCUAAAUAAUAUAGUAUGGAUGCCACCUUAGAUUGGUGACAGUUAUAUGGAGGCUUAAUUGGAAGAGUGGGAAAAAUCCCUUUCUUCUUCACCUAAAAUCAGGUUCACAAAGUUUGCAGGAUUGUUCCAAGGCUGACAGUGGCUAAGUUCACACAUCACAGUAAGCCUUAGUAUUUCUGGCUUCCUUUGCUUAUGCACACUAUCCAGUUGCUCCCAGUGCAAAGGUGAGGGCUCUUGACAAACCACAGGCAUUCCAUGGUUUGUUGGCUGUGACAUCUAAACCCAGAUCUCCUGCUUGUCUUCCCACCCCCACCAAGGGUAUAUCCAUCUGACAUCACUUUAACUGACAUAACUAUCCUACAGAAUCCUGGGAUGUAUAGUUUGGUGAGGCAUCAGAGCUCUCUGACAGCCCAGGCUGAAUACCUCACCAAACUACAGAUUUUAGGAUUACAUAGGAUGAAGCCAUGAUGGUUCAGUUGGUACCUAACUGCUUUAUUUCUGAAGUAUGGAAGCAAGCCUGGGAAAUAAAUCAAAGAUGUAGAAAAACCAUGGGAUAUUUCUUUGUCUUAUUAGAGGGGAAACAAAGUAUAUUUCUGGGUUUCAACAUAACACUAAACAAACAAUAAGCAGAAGGCCUGUGGCUUGUUGAGCCAGUCCCUUUUGUGCUGGAAGCAGUGGGACAGUAUGCACCAACUCUUUGCCUUGUUCACAGUAAUCCAGAAUUCUGAAGAAUUCUCAAAGAGUUAUGGCUUAUCAUGACAUCAAAAUGUGUCCAGUGUGCACAAAGUGCCAAAGAAAUGGUGAUGAACAAAAGUAAGCCAUGCUCUACAAGUGAUUUAAUCAGGCCACUGGUUUGGAACUAGCUUAAAGUCUUAUCCACCCUGCAGUCCCUAACCACAUGUUCUUAGAAAUGAAACGAAUCCCAUACAUAUCACUGGAACAUCCUUCCGCUAAGUGUGCACUGAAUUAUAGCGUCCAUAGUCCACUGUUACAUGCCUUUACUUUUGAAAAUACAUCUGUUUAUCAUCGGCUAAGAUCACUUAGUAUGCUACACUUUGAGACAUUAGCCAGUGCAUUAGAAUUACCUUUUCUGGAAGAUAAUGCCACUCCAGUAAUGUUUUCAGGUAGUAGGAAAACAGAUGUCAUAGAUAGAAACCCAAGUCCAGUAGCUUCUUGUUCACAUCAUACUUUUAUGUAUAAAGACUUUCCCAGUCACUGUAGUGUCAGAGAACGGCUUUAUGUGUUCAUAUGCGUUGUUCACACUUUGUAUGUGUUCAUGUGCAGAGUCGACCCUGAUGCUACAGUGACUGAGAAACUCAUCUUCAUUGGUGAUAGGAAGAGACACAGCAACAUAUCGCAGUUCUUUCAUCCUUGGUGAAAGCAGUUAGAAGGCUUUAAAAAACAACACAGUUGUACAUCCAGCCCGAACAUGUUAUUUGCACAGUUUCUAAUAAGAAUGGCUUUAGAGAUUGUGCUGAGUGGUGAAUUCAAUCAUAGCUUCAAACAAACAAAAACAAGUGAGGAAUACAUGGUUCCCACACUAAAAUAUUUGUAAAUCAGCUUGUUAGGGAGGCAGUCAUGACCACUUUGUCAUAACAUCAUGCAUAGGUAAAACCCUCCAAACAUCUGCCUCUAGAACAAUACUAUGUAGUCAGAUCUUUGGUAAAUUCACUCUACAGGGAUCUUUAGCUAGAAGUCUAAUUUACCAGUGGGAACUAAGACAUAUACAUUGAAUGUCUCUGUCAACAGAUCACCUCAUUGUGCAUAUAGUUUAUCUUUGUUCAUUUUAAGGAGGUAAAUAUAUGUCCCCUUUUAGCUUACACAAAGAAAAUUCAGGAUUUUUAAAAACCUUUUAUUUUGUGGAAGUGGGGUUGUAUAAGGCCUAAUUUUUUUCCUCUGUGUUAAAAUUGGAUGUAUGUGUUCACCUACUGAUUCCACAUAUUCUUUUAUUGUAAAUAUUUAUCAUUUCUAUUUAUUAUAGUUUUCUCCAUUAAAAAAUAAAUAAAUCUGAGCACUGCUGGCUAAGGUAAUUUAAAUAUAUGUUGGGACCUGUGUUGUAUAUAUUCAUGCCACUAGUACAUUUUUGUUACUGUUUAAAGCAAGGAAAAUAUAAUUUUAUAUGCUCCAUAAUGUUGUUGACAGUUUAAAUCAUAUAUUUAUUGUUAAAUUUCGUUUCUAAUAGAUACAAGUGCAUUUAACCUGAUAAUUCUAUUAAGAUAUCUUGUAUAGCCUUACUUCUUUGGAAAUUCUAAAAUAAAAAAUGUCAGCUGUC